Desarmillaria tabescens is the source of this 1178-nucleotide messenger RNA. RefSeq lists its product as uncharacterized. Bases 73 to 837 code for a protein of 254 amino acids. The record is from RefSeq and is a predicted model, not a curated record. The transcript is spliced from 4 exons. Lineage: Eukaryota; Fungi; Basidiomycota; Agaricomycetes; Agaricales; Physalacriaceae.
UAGAACCAGUAUUCAAUUGGGUACGGCUCAUAUAAUGUGCAGUAUUGGCGCUUGCUCGACAAAUUCGUCGCCAUGCCCUACGCAUCCCUCGAUGAGCCAUCAGAUCCAAUACCAAUAUCACCGUCGCCCAGUCGCAGCCAGGACUAUUACUGGGAGAACAUCGUUCUACAAGUCGAAGACAUCCUUUUCCGAGUACCAAAGCACCAUUUGGUCGGAAAAUCAGAGGCGUUUGAUUCGAUGCUAUCUCUCCCUCAAGGUGGCAGUGAACCCGAGGGUGUCACCGACGAUAGGCCCAUCCAGCUAGCGGGUAUCAAGAAAAUAGAUUUCGAACGACUGCUUCAGGUUCUUCAUCCAAUAGAUACCGCGAAACAGCCUGAGUUAUCUGUAAACGGCUGGGUGUCCGUUCUCGCACUUUCCAGCUUAUGGCGGAUGACUGUGAGGAAAACUGCCAUCGAACGUUUGACGAGCAGUUUAUCGGAGAUAUCUCCCGCGGAUAGGAUCGUUCUUGGGAGAAAAUAUUCGGUCGGGCAAUGGAUUUCUUCCGGAUGUGAGGAACUUGCAACUCGUGUAGAAGUGGUGUCCCUCGAAGAGGGGGAAAAGGUCGGCUUGAGCACAGCACUGAGGCUUGAACACAUACGAGAGUCAAAUUUCACGGAUGGUAAUCAACAACAAACCCAAGGUUCAACCUACUGCAGUUAUUGUGGUUGUUACUGCCGUUGUAUCGGGAAUUAUCCGUCACGACCACCAUUCAACUCGCAUGUGGUGAAGGAGAAGGUGGGGAGACUUUUCGAAGCCGAGUUGAAAGACGUCGAAGCAGAAGGGGCCGGGUUUGGGUGAUUAUGCAUCAGAGAUGAUAUCGUUACGUUUUGUGCAAUGAAGUCCUCUUGCAUGUUGAUUGCUUCGAUUUAGCGCAUAAUGAACCAUGCAACCGUAAGGUGCCUGUUAGCGAGUUUCAUCGUGCAACCACGUCGGCUGGUUGGCGAUAAGGUACGAGAGUGCGAAUUUAAUAAGCAGGCGGUGAUUUGGUUCCACAAGGUCUUAUGUAAUGGAAGGAUGUUUCGGUUGAGAGUACAGUCAGAGAGACGUGGAGCAUCUGUCCGAGUUUAGGAUAAAAGCAUUCAACAAUACCGUCAGAAAGGAAUCACGGGCCGAAAAGCUGACAGGAUUGAUGACUCUCA